This is a messenger RNA of Macrobrachium nipponense, 807 nucleotides long. RefSeq lists its product as uncharacterized. Bases 1 to 807 code for a protein of 268 amino acids. NCBI's taxonomy places the organism in Eukaryota, Metazoa, Arthropoda, Malacostraca, Decapoda, Palaemonidae. The record is from RefSeq and is a predicted model, not a curated record. The transcript has a single exon.
AUGCAUGAGAACAGUCCAGAACAUACAAAGAACUGCAUCAGUAAGAGGGUUGUGGAGCGCAUAGUGACCGAAAUUAGACAAUCCAAAUACUUUUCGAUUUUUUUAGAUUGCACUCCAGAUUUAAGUCACAAGGAGCAAUUAUCUGUGAUAAUUCGAAUAGUUACAGCUGAAGGCACUACACAAAUUAAGGAAUAUUUUAUCGGGUUCCUUGAGGCCGAGCAGACAACAGGAGAAGAUCUCUCAAGACUCAUACUAAAAAAACUUGAAGAGCUUAAUAUCCCCUUUGAAGACUGUAGAGGACAGUCAUAUGAAAAUGGGGCAAAUAUGAGAGGAAAAAAUAAGGGAGUCCAGGCUAGACUUCUGUGGGAGAGUCGAAUCAACAGUGUUGAGGUUGUAAGAUUCCAGGCUGCAAAAGUGAGAGAUGCUCUUUUAGAGGUGAGAGGAAGCACUGCAGAUCCGGCUAUUAAAAUUGAAGCACAAGCCUUAGCAGAAGAGGUGGGAUCAUACCGGUUCUCUAUUUGUACGGUGGUGUGGUAUGAUAUCCUUAAAAAAGUUUCACAAUGCAUGCAACUGGAUGUAGCUGUUGACAUUCUCAAGAAGGCUGAAACCUCCCUUGUUAGCUACAGAGACACUGGGUUUGCUGAUGCCCAGACAUCUGCCAAAGAGAUAUGUGAGGAGAAAAAGCAGGCAAAAGAUUUGUGCAAUACACUCACAUCUGGGGAUCAUUCUGAUUUAAAUUAUGAUGAACUGAUUGUAGAGAUGCAGUCAUUUCCAAAACAAUGCCCAAAACAAAAUAUGACAACAUAG